GAGCAAAGACUAUUUUCGAGAAUCAGCAGUUUGCCAUUUAUCAUACAAAUCAAUGAGACUGUGGAUGGUAUAGAUGCAAUUUGUUGCAUUUGAAAAGUUUAUGUUCCAGCUAACCUGGCUGCUACAGACAUAAUAUUCCUCGUGUGCUGUGUUCCAUUUACUGCCACUCUAUACCCUCUACCUGGCUGGAUCUUUGGAGACUUCAUGUGCAAGUUUGUCAACUACUUACAACAGGUUACUGUCCAGGCAACCUGCAUUACUUUGACUGCAAUGAGUGCUGAUCGCUGUUAUGCAACACUUUAUGCGCUUAAGUCGUUGCGUCAUCGCACUCCUAAGGUCGCCAUGGUGGUCAGCGCAUGCAUAUGGAUAGGUUCCUUGAUUCUGUCUUUGCCAAUUAUCAUGUACCAGAAGAUUAUAAAAGGUUACUGGUAUGGACCGAGAACAUAUUGUGCUGAGGCCUUUCCAUCAGAUUCCCAUCAGAAAGGCUUCAUACUGUACCACUUUCUUGCUGGCUACCUUCUACCUUUGUUCACCAUCUCUUUGUGCUAUUCCUUGAUAUUAAAGAGAGUUGGACAAUCUGUUGUUGAGCCCUUAGACAACAACUAUCAGGUUCAGCAUUUGUCUGAAAGAACAAUAGCAAUGAGAAGCAAGAUUUCUAAAAUGGUGGUGGUAAUUGUGCUCCUUUUUACAAUCUGUUGGGGACCCAUCCAGCUCUUUAUCCUGUUCCAGGCCUUUUAUCCAAAUUUUCAGGCCAACUAUGUGACUUACAAGAUCAAGACUUGGGCUAACUGCAUGUCAUACGCCAACUCCUGCAUCAAUCCCAUAGUUUAUGGUUUUAUGGGAGCAAGCUUCAGGAAGUCCUUUAAGAAAGCCUUCCCAUUCAUGUUCAGACGGAAAGUAAGGGACACCAACAUGACUUCUGGAAGUGACAAUGCAGAAGUGUAGUUUGUCACUGCAUAAUCCUAAUUGUUAUAGAUUGUCAUGAAUGAACAUGGUUAAAGAUAUGAAAGCAAUGAUGGUCAAUUUGUUUGGCCCACAAAAUUCCUGGAAAACAUGCCCUCAGUAAGCGUUAAGAAAAAUAUUAUAAAGCUUGAACUAACACUAGGUUUCAUACUUUGAGUUGAUGUUUGUGUAAAAGUGUUAGAAUAGUGUUAAUGUAGUGUUAAUGUUUAAUAAUACCUAAUAUAGUGUUAAUGUUUAACAUGAACAAAAGCAGAAGUUGCUGGAAAAGCCUCUGAGGAA
This is a messenger RNA of Rhincodon typus (whale shark), 1242 nucleotides long. Its product is annotated as G-protein coupled receptor 54-like. Gene Ontology annotation, cellular component: membrane. The transcript has 5 exons. Bases 205 to 945 code for a protein of 246 amino acids. The record is from RefSeq and is a predicted model, not a curated record. Gene Ontology annotation, molecular function: G protein-coupled peptide receptor activity. Gene Ontology annotation, biological process: neuropeptide signaling pathway. Lineage: Eukaryota; Metazoa; Chordata; Chondrichthyes; Orectolobiformes; Rhincodontidae.